Messenger RNA from Thamnophis sirtalis, 1282 nucleotides. Lineage: Eukaryota; Metazoa; Chordata; Lepidosauria; Squamata; Natricidae. The record is from RefSeq and is a predicted model, not a curated record.
AUGGGGGAGUGCGGGGUGCCCGCUGGCGUCCAGUUACUCCUCCGCGCUUGCGACCAGGGAGACUGCGAGGGCGCCCGGCGAUUGCUAGCAGGACCCGAAGAAAAAGCCGCGGCGGAGGCUGGCAGCGGCUCGCCUAGCGGAGGUGGGGUUGGCGCUGCGGCGGACAUUCCUCCGGGCUCGGUGCCAGUCGACUGCACGGACGAGGCGGGCAACACCGGCCUGCAGUUCGCAGCGGCCGGGGGACACGAAGAGCUGGUGGGCUUCCUGCUGCGGCGGGGGGCCUCGGUGCAGAGCCGCAAUCACUACGGGUGGAGCCCGCUCAUGCAAGCAGCCAGGUUUGGACAUCUAAAUGUGGCUCGCAUCUUGCUGGAAAAUGGAGCUGACCUUAACGCGCAGAAUAAAUUGGGAGCCAGUGUACUGACCAUCGCAUCACGGGGCGGCCAUAUCAGUGUGAUGAAGCUGCUGCUGGAAUCUGGCGCUUACGUUGACAAUUAUGAUCACUUGAGCAUUAGCUUGGACGGCAGUAAAGAGGAAAUGCCAGCUGUCACUCCCCUCAUGACAGCUGUCCAACACGGGCAUGAGGCAGCAGUCCAUCUUCUACUGGACUGGGGAGCUGAUUGUAACUACUCAGUGAAGACGAUGGGCUGGACUCCCCUCAUGUUGGCAGCUGUUAGUGGAAGAGCCAGUUUAGCCCAACAGCUUAUGAACAAAGGAGCCAAUCCUGAUCAUCUGAAUAUUCUGCAUAAAACACCCUAUGAGAUAUCUGUGGAUUUCAAACAUGAAGAUAUGAUGGAUUAUUUGGCACCUUUGACAACAGUUAGGCCUCAGACAGAUAAACAGAAAAAACAACCUGAUAUCUUCCAUGCUUUAAAAAUGGUUAAGAAGUGGGGCUCCAUUUACACGGUUGCCCAAUGACAAAUUGAAAGCUGUUAUUCCACCUUUCUUGCCGCCUUCGAGUUUUGAGUUGUGGAAUUCUGAUAGAACACAGAACAAAGAACAAACAAGACUUGGCUUUCCACACAGAUCUACAAGUAUUGACAAUAGCACUGACAAAACAUCCUUAAGCAGAGGUAGUAGACCAAUUAAACUAUCCACUUUUGCAAGAAGGCCUCCAACUCCCAGCAAUUCAAGUAAUUUCAACCAUUCGCCUCAUUCUUCUGGUGGAUCCAGCAGCGUAGGAGGAGUUAGCCGGCAUGGUGGAGAACUGCAUAAUAAAUCAGGCAGAAUUUACAGCUCCAAGUGCAAGGUGGAUUCAGAUCCAGAACAGAAACACCAGGUUUGA